AUGGCCGCAUUGCACCAGACUUCGAUCCCCGAGCCACUGUCACUACUAUCUGGUCACCCCCAAACACCAACGCCUCCUCUCUCACCCAUUGAGAAGUUACCGCCAACCCCUCCGGCCGACUCCUCGACCGUGGAUCGGAAGCCAAGCGACUCUGUCAUCGCUGGAUCCCACUACGCCCAUUCCGUCCGACACCACAGCUCCCCGUCUACGAGUUCGAUAUCGAGAGCGCCGCACCGCUCCUCCAGUGGCAUCCUCUCCUCCUUGGCCGCUGCCGCUCUUGACAAGACCCAGAGCGCUCUCGCCAACAUCUCCGACCCCGUCAUCCGCCAGAGGAAUUCCUUCGCUCGCCUCUCCCUCAGCCAAAGCUCAAUCCCGCUCAGCGACCCCGACAGUGCGGACAAGAAGUCGCUUCUGAGGAAGCCCUCUACCCAGUCGCUAUCCACCAAAGCCACCGUGGACGGCAAGCAGCCUGCUUCAGCUGCCCCGGCCAAAGUGCCGAUCUCACAGCCUUACUCUGAAACUGACCCAAGCCGGCCGCUUCCUCACCGGUCUCCGGUCACCAACAACACAAUGCAUCAAACAUCCUCGCGGUUACUGCGCAUGACGGAUGAUGAGCCCCCGUUCACAAGAGAUUUCAAGGAUCUCUUCUCCACACUCAUCGUCAGCUUACUUCCUCUCGGUGCGCAUCGUGUUCGAUUGACCAAGGUGGACUACACAUUCCUCUCUGAAGAUGCUAUCAGCAACCUCAAUUCUCUCAAGUUCUCCCAAAGCAACCGAAUGCCGGACCCUAAAGAUCCAUCACGAAUCGUUACAACGACGACUACAACUACCUUUUCUAUGGCAAAAGAUAUGGCACGGUCGAUCUGCCAGCGAUUUCUCGAGGCUCGCUUCAUCGAGAGUGCUGAUGGAAAAUACCAACAAGUCUACAACAUGAAAGGAGGAAUCUGGCAACUAACUGCUAAGGGAGUCACCGUGCUGGAUAGGUUCUGCUCGAGAAAUGGCAUUCAACAAAAGCAGGUUGCAGAGCUGGUGAACCGAAAUGCGGCUCACCUCGUUAUCUUGGAGAGAAGCCAGCACACCGACAAGUUGGUGACUGACCGAAGCACCCUCGAUGUCAUCUUCCGCCGAUUUGCUGGCACAGACGGUCGAAACAUCAAGUCGAGCGUGACGGCAGCCGACUCCGACUCACUUCAUGACUACAAGGAUGGCUUGACUGGAGUAAAAAUGGCAGCCGAGCGUAAGGUGAAUGGCAAGACAUACCGGGAGACCAUGACCGGCAAGGCUGCUUCUGACUGGUUGAUGGACUGCUCCACCAUCGUUGAUCGUAGAGAGACGAUCGAAGUUGCUACCCUGUUCGUUGAGAACGAGCUGCUCGAACCUGUUGCCCAGGAUCGCUCAUUCAUGUCUCAAAACCCUGGCUGCAACUUGUUCCAGCCCACAAAGUACGCCAUCUACCAAAUCACACAACACGGAAAGGACGUCAUCAAUGGAACCAGCACCCGUGGCCGUCAAUCAGAAAGCGAAGGUGGCAACCCCACGCCUCGCAAUGGCAUCAACCGAGACUCCAACACUCAGCGUCUUGACAAGAUCCUCACUGAUGCAGCUUUGCGUCUGCUCUUCCGCGAGUAUCUUCGUGACACCCACUGCGAGGAGAACUUGUCAUUCUACAUGGAUGUGGAUGAUUUUGUUCGUUCUUGCAAGGCGGCUAUUCGCCAUGCGCUCAAGACCCAACCCCCUGCAGGCAAGAAUGCGACGCAGGGCGCCCCUCAAAGCAACGCGUCAAUGGACAGCGUCAAGGAGAUCAUGGCCCAGGCCUAUGGUAUUUACAAUGCCUUUUUGGCCCCUGGCUCUCCCUGCGAGCUCAACAUUGACCAUCAGCUUCGCAACAACCUGGCCACGAGGAUGACCAAGGCGGUUGGUCAGGAUGUCACCAUGAUUGAAACACUUCAGGAGGUGACGGAAUUGUUCGAGGACGCCCAAAAUGCCGUUUUCAAGCUGAUGGCUAGCGACUCCGUUCCCAAGUUCCUCCGCAGCCCGAAGUACGAGCAGCAGCUCCGCAACUACGAAUUCGACAACAUGGGCCGUGUGCCUGAGCGCAGCCAGAGUCGCUCAAACCGAAACUAA
Molecule: messenger RNA, 2124 nt
Organism: Clonostachys rhizophaga
Lineage: Eukaryota; Fungi; Ascomycota; Sordariomycetes; Hypocreales; Bionectriaceae
Source: the annotation of a GenBank genome assembly